CCUAUCGCUGGCCUCGGCCGCCGCUUCCCGGCCUGAGGAACAUGGCGAAGACCUACGACUACCUCUUCAAGCUGCUGCUGAUCGGCGACUCCGGGGUGGGGAAGACGUGCGCGCUCUUCCGCUUCAGCGAGGACGCCUUCAACGCCACCUUCAUCUCCACCAUCGGAAUCGAUUUCAAGAUCAGGACGAUAGAGCUCGAUGGCAAGAAGAUUAAGCUGCAGAUCUGGGACACCGCUGGGCAGGAACGCUUCCGGACGAUCACGACAGCUUACUACAGAGGAGCCAUGGGCAUUAUGCUGGUGUACGACAUCACCAACGAGAAGUCGUUUGAAAACAUUCGGAACUGGGUCAGAAACAUCGAAGAGCAUGCAUCUCCAGAUGUGGAAAAAAUGAUCCUCGGGAACAAGUGCGACAUGAAUCACAAGCGCCAGGUCUCCCGUGAGCAAGGAGAGAAGCUGGCCAGCAGCUUCGGCAUCAAGUUCAUGGAAACCAGCGCCAAGGCAAACAUCAACAUAGAGAAUGCGUUUUUCACUCUCGCCAGAGACAUCAAAGCGAAAAUGGACAAGAAACUGGAAGGCAACAGCCCUCAAGGCAGCAGCCAGGGAGUGAAGAUCACUCCCGAGCUACAGAAGAAAACCAGCUUUUUCCGAUGCGCCCUCCUCUGAGGGGGAGCAGCCUUAACGCGAGCCUCUGCUCAAGCUUCCUGGGCCGUGCCUGCUUGCAAGGGGCUCCUCCUUCUGUCCCC
Messenger RNA from Lacerta agilis (Sand lizard), 745 nucleotides. It is a transcript of the gene RAB8A, whose product is annotated as RAB8A, member RAS oncogene family. Gene Ontology annotation, cellular component: dendritic spine; plasma membrane; trans-Golgi network transport vesicle. The coding region runs from base 42 to 665 and encodes 207 amino acids. NCBI's taxonomy places the organism in Eukaryota, Metazoa, Chordata, Lepidosauria, Squamata, Lacertidae. The record is from RefSeq and is a predicted model, not a curated record. Gene Ontology annotation, molecular function: GTP binding; GTPase activity. The transcript has 8 exons. Gene Ontology annotation, biological process: neurotransmitter receptor transport to postsynaptic membrane; protein secretion; Golgi vesicle fusion to target membrane.